GUUGAAAGAGAAAAAGAGGUUGAUAUGUAUAUGAAUUUUUUUUUUUUUUUUUUUUUUUUUUUUUUUUGAUUGAUUGAAUAAUCUAUCUCAAAACAACAAUGUUGACGAUGAAAAAGACUCGUCAACACCGACUAGUAGAUUAUACAUUGGGAAUGUGCUUUCUUUGUAAUGGUGUUCAAGAUUUUGGACAUGAAGAUACAAAAAGAGAACUAUUAAAAUGCUUUGAUUGUCAUCGUAACGUUCAUCCUCAGUGUUGUGAACUUGAUAAAAUCUCUGCAGAAAUUGUGCAGACAUAUGAUUGGCAAUGUAAUGACUGCAAAAGUUGCCUUGUUUGUCAAUCAAAAAAUGACGAGAGUAAAAUUGUUAUUUGUAAUCGUUGUGAUAGAGGAUAUCAUACAUUUUGUUGUAAUCCACCUUUAAAAUAUAUACCCAAAGACGAUUGGUAUUGUGAACAGUGCUCUGAUAAUCAACAUAAAAUUGGUUAUAGUCUAAGGCAAUCACCUAGUCACUCCGCAAAAUAUAUUGAAAGUAAAACAAUGAGUGAGGAUAUACCAAAAAGGAAAUAUGUAAAACAAAAGUCUGAAGAAGUGAAGGCAGAUAAAAAAAACGAGGAAGACCAAAACAAUUAAAUCAUAUAAUGUAUGAGGAAGAAGAUGAUUUUUUUAAAACAUUUGGUAAUAAACUAACAAAAGAAGAAGCCAAUACGAUACCUGGCACACCCGUACAAAAAGACAUGAAUAGAUUUGAAAAAGCUAGAUCUAAAAUAGAGAAAACACAGUCCUAUUCUACAUCAUUCACAUUUCAACAAGA
Cokeromyces recurvatus is the source of this 810-nucleotide messenger RNA. RefSeq lists its product as uncharacterized. The transcript is spliced from 8 exons. The record is from RefSeq and is a predicted model, not a curated record. The coding region runs from base 99 to 629 and encodes 176 amino acids. Lineage: Eukaryota; Fungi; Mucoromycota; Mucoromycetes; Mucorales; Mucoraceae.